Messenger RNA from Telopea speciosissima, 1803 nucleotides. Its product is annotated as DDB1- and CUL4-associated factor 8. Bases 191 to 1633 code for a protein of 480 amino acids. The transcript is spliced from 5 exons. Lineage: Eukaryota; Viridiplantae; Streptophyta; Magnoliopsida; Proteales; Proteaceae. The record is from RefSeq and is a predicted model, not a curated record. Gene Ontology annotation, molecular function: protein binding. Gene Ontology annotation, cellular component: cytoplasm; Cul4-RING E3 ubiquitin ligase complex.
CUGCCACUCUCAGAGUCUCAGCAAACCAAAGGUGAUGUCGGUUGCAUAUCUUUUCUCCCAUCAUCGACUACCUAAAGGUUGAGGAUUCGAUCUCGUCUCCCUCUCAGACAUAAAUAGCCGUACAAGAUUUGUUGCAGAGGUUCUCAAUCCGAGACAGUAAAGGACUAAAGGGUUUUCUGAAAUCGGCAAAAUGGAGUCUAGUUCCAAAGUAUCUCGAGGUGGGUUUGCGGAGAUACGGCGGAGGGAGAUUGGUUUAUCUCAACCUAGAACCUUUGCCUAUCGAAUUGGUGGUUCAGAGGCUCUGGUGAAACGGGUUGAUCUUUACGGGAAGCUAGAGGGUCAUGGAGGUUGUGUAAAUUCUGCGCAAUUCAACUCUGCUGGUGACCUUCUAGUGUCAGGCUCUGAUGACAAACAAGUAAUAUUUUGGAACUGGGCAGCCAAAACUAAAAAAUUCUCUUACUCUUCUGGCCAUUCAGACAAUAUAUUCCAGGCCAGAAUUAUGCCUUUCACAGAUGACAGAACAAUAGUAACCUCUGGUGGUGAUGGUCAGGUCAGGCUGGGCCAGGUCCUAGAGAAUGGCAAGGUUGAUACAAAAUGUUUGGGGAAGCACCAGGGUCGUAUAUACAAGCUUUCUGUGGAGCCAGGGAGUCCCCACAUAUUUUACAGCUGUGGCGAGGAUGGUUUCAUACAGCAUUUUGACCUAAGAAGUAAUUGUGCUACCAAGAUUUUAUGUUGCUCUUCAUUCCCACAAACCAAUAAGGCUCACAGAAGCAUAAGGUUGAAUUCAAUUGUGAUUGACCCACGAAAUCCUAACUAUUUUGCUGUGGGAGGCUCCAAUGAAUAUGCCCGUGUUUAUGACAUAAGGAACUGCCAAUGGGAUUCGUCAAGUAAAGCAGAUAGGCCAGUAAAUACAUUCUGCCCCCGUCACUUGAUCAAAACUGAAAGUGUUCACAUCACUGCAUUGGCUUAUUCUUACAAGAGUGAGCUGCUUGUAUCAUAUAAUGAUGAACUUGUCUACCUGUUUCAAAAGAACAUGGGCAUGGGGUCCGAUCCAUCGUCUAUCCCAACUGAAGAUUUGGGGAAACUGGAUGAACCACAGGUCUACAAAGGACAUAGGAAUUCACAAACAGUUAAAGGAGUGAGUUUAUUCGGCCCUAAUGAUGAGUAUGUUUUGAGUGGGUCUGAUUGUAGUCAUAUUUUCAUCUGGAGGAAGAAGGGAGGUGAACUAUUGCGUUUAAUAAAAGGUGAUAGGCACAUAGUGAACCAUCUUGAGCCCCAUCCACAUGUUCCUGUUCUAGCUACCAGUGGACUAGAUAAGAAUGUCAAGCUCUGGGCUCCAAUCGCCAAGGAUUCCAAAUCAUUGCCUGGAAAUGCAGAUGAGAUAAUGGAGUCUAACAGACAGGGCAGAGAGGACCGUUCACGGAUAACACUUACUCCUGAUGUUAUCAUGCAUGUAUUAAGGCUGCAGAGAAGGCAAACUUUGGCUUACUUUGAAAGGAGGUUCCCUGGGGCUGAUCUUGAGAGUGAUGAAGAAGACGAGGGAGGAGUGGCUUAUGUUUUAGGAUUGUCGGACGGCGAUGCUUCUUCUGAGGAAGGUAUUACUGGAAAUUCCAGAGAGUGCAACAUUAGCUAAAACAUGUAUAGGUUGUAAGUAUGCACCUUUUUCUUUUUGUUCUCACUUUUUAUGUUGUAAUAGUUUUGAGUUAAUUCCAUAAAGUUAUUCUCAGCUUUUACAAGUUGUAACACAAUAUUUUGGGUGAUCUGAAUCAGUGGGAGUACAUGCCAUACAGAAAUUCUGCUAGG